GAAAAUCUAACCCAUUGAGCCUUUUUUCGAUGGCCUUAUUCUGCCUAGUUCACAUAUUUUCCUCCAAAAGCUACUCAGACGGUUUACUUUGGGUUGGGCUGCCUGUGGCUUUUAUUCAAGAUGGCGGCUCGUGGAGUGGCAGUACGAGAAUCUAAACAACCAAAGGAAAUUUAUCAAGAUGCUUUAGACAACGUCUCUGCUUUCAAUGCACGUCUUUGUUUCGAGCGCAAGAUGCGAGCUCCCUUUCUGGACGCCCAGACUGGAAUAGCCAUGAAUAACUGUAGUUUGUGGCUUAGUAGAUUCAUGAGGAGAGAGCCCAAGACACCUCAGUAUAUUUAUACAUACCCAGAGAAACGCUGGAGGAAGAGAAAACGAAUCUACCAUCCCGAGAAUGAUGAAGAAGAGGGCAGCCAUGUUGAAAAUGAAGUAGAGGGUAGUUCUUGCCCAGGUGAGCCAGACAGUGAACAGACAAGUGAAGUCCCAGAAAGUUCUGCCCAAGAUGUCGUUAAAGAUGAUGUAAUAGAGCAAGAAGUUGUGCCAUUAGAUUCUAGUGAUCUGGAAGAAGACAUUGAAGAGUCAACUGUGGUUUCUGAUGACGAAGAAUAUGAAGCAUACAAGAGAAAAAAACCUGGAAGACCAGGAAGAAAAAAGGGAGUAGCUGUUGGUGCCUCUGCCAUUAAACAUUUUCCACGUGCUGCAAUGAUGUCUAGUUCAGGAUCCUUGACUGUCAGAAAUAUAACCAAGGAAGAACUGGCCAGAAUGAACCCAGAUGAUCGCAAGAAACCUUAUGUUUGUGAAAUAUGUGGAAGACGUUACAAGAAUGGCCCAGGCCUCAAGUAUCACUACACCCAUUAUAACCAUGAUCUUGAUAACAACCCCUCGCAAGAGGAAUCUCACCCCUCCAUGCCGACAACUCCAGCUUCAAGCAUGAUUGCGGUGGAGUCACCAAAUCCCCCUUCACCUGCAGUAAAGGUGGCACGCAAGAUGGAUGGACCACGACUGCAUACUGCCACACCUAAUAGUUACUGUGACUUCUGUUUGGGCGAUAGACUUCACAACAAGAAGACAGGAGCAUCAGAGGAACUGCUGUCAUGUGCUGACUGUGGUAGAUCAGGGCAUCCAUCCUGUCUGCAGUUUACUGCAAGACUAACUGAAAAUGUCAAGAAAUAUCAUUGGCAGUGCAUAGAGUGCAAGUCAUGUAGCCUUUGUGGCACUUCUGACAAUGAUGAUCAGCUGUUGUUCUGUGAUGACUGUGAUAGAGGGUACCAUAUGUAUUGCUUAAAACCACCAAUGUCCAAACCCCCAGAAGGUCACUGGAUGUGUAACCUAUGCAGAGCAUCUCUGGUUAUUCAACCAAUGGCUACCGUUCAACUUCAACAACCAUCUUAAAGGGCAGUGGUGUUGUAGGGACACACUCAAAAGGCAUGACACGCUCCUCCUCUAGAAGUGUUGUAUGGAUAUUAUAUAGUAGAUUUCUAGUACCCAGUGACAUCAUGAACAAUCUCUCUCUCCUUAGCCUGCAUACAGCCACUUACCACCCCACCCCCCUUUUCCCCAUAGGCUAUUCCUCCUGCUCUUGACCCCUAUUAAAAUAUCAUUAUACCCAUAUCUUACUGUAAUCCAUCACUAACAUACUAACAUAUAUUCCAAGAUGGGUGCAAUGUAGGUAAAGAAAACAUCCAUGAUUACAAUGGGGAGGGGAGGGUGGGGAAAUCAAAAUUUUCCUUUAAUCAAUAGUUAGUAUUGUAAAAAGUUCUUGUAUAGGAAGUAAUAUAAUACACUAUGUUUUCAAGUUUCCAGGCAGCUGAAAUCUUAAAUUUGGAAUUACUAGUACUAAAUCCUUUCUUAUAGUAGAGUGACCACAGUAAAUCCGUAAAACUUUAGUAAUACUAAAUAGCACAAUUUCAUGCAAAUUCCAUUGUUUUCUAUC
This is a messenger RNA of Actinia tenebrosa (Australian red waratah sea anemone), 1930 nucleotides long. Its product is annotated as zinc finger protein ubi-d4 B. The record is from RefSeq and is a predicted model, not a curated record. Lineage: Eukaryota; Metazoa; Cnidaria; Anthozoa; Actiniaria; Actiniidae.